AUGAGGCGACCGCGGCGAGUCCACGGACAAGACCGAGCUGUCAUGAGGCGACCGCGGCGAGUCCACGGACCAGACCGAGCUGUCAUGAGGCGACCACGGCGAGUCCACGGACCAGACCGAGCUGUCAUGAGGCGACCACGGCGAGUCCACGGACCAGACCGAGCUGUCAUGAGGCGACCACGGCGAGUCCACGGACCAGACCGAGCUGUCAUGAGGCGACCACGGCGAGUCCACGGACCAGACCGAGCUGUCAUGAGGCGACCACGGCGAGUCCACGGACCAGACCGAGCUGUCAUGAGGCGACCACGGCGAGUCCACGGACCAGACCGAGCUGUCAUGAGGCGGCCACGGCGAGUCCACGGACCAGACCGAGCUGUCAUGAGGCGACCGCGGCGAGUCCACGGACCAGACCGAGCUGUCAUGAGGCGACCACGGCGAGUCCACGGACCAGACCGAGCUGUCAUGAGGCGGCCACGGCGAGUCCACGGACCAGACCGAGCUGUCAUGAGGCGACCACGGCGAGUCCACGGACCAGACCGAGCUGUCAUGAGGCGACCACGGCGAGUCCACGGACCAGACCGAGCUGUCAUGAGGCGACCACGGCGAGUCCACGGACCAGACCGAGCUGUCAUGAGGCGACCACGGCGAGUCCACGGACCAGACCGAGCUGUCGUGAGGCGACCACGGCGAGUCCACGGACCAGACCGAGCUGUCGUGAGGCGACCACGGCGAGUCCACGGACCAGACCGAGCUGUCAUGAGGCGACCACGGCGAGUCCACGGACCAGACCGAGCUGUCAUGAGGCGACCGCGGCGAGUCCACGGACCAGACCGAGCUGUCGUGAGGCGACCACGGCGAGUCCACGGACCAGACCGAGCUGUCGUGAGGCGACCACGGCGAGUCCACGGAGGAUAG
Knipowitschia caucasica is the source of this 915-nucleotide messenger RNA. Lineage: Eukaryota; Metazoa; Chordata; Actinopteri; Gobiiformes; Gobiidae. The record is from the annotation of a GenBank genome assembly.